ACCUCUUAAAGCCUUUCCUUUUUUAAUUGGAUUCUAAAGUUGAGUUUGUCUUUCUUAUACUGAUAAUUUAUUACUACUAUCAAUAAAUUCUUUAGGUGGCAGUCCCCGUGCUAGAGAAGUUAAAAAUCAGUAAUAUGGAGGGCUUGCACAAGAUAUGGCACCACCAACUUGAUGCAGACUCAUUUUGCAAACUAAAAGACCUUACUGUAACCGACUGUCAAACGCUAGAGAGCAUUUUCCCAUUUAGCAUGCUGGAAAGACUUCAGAGACUAGAACAACUGUUGAUUAGGAGAUGUGAUUCGCUAGAAGUGAUAGUUGAACCUCAAGGACAUAUUGCUAGCUAUUCACAAGCUCUGGUAGCCAGUGAGCCAACUUUGGUAGCAACUGAAACCAAGUUGGUACUUCCAAAAUUGACAGAACUGGGGCUUGAAAGCCUACCCAAGCUCAAGGGUUUCUGCCAUCCAAUAUACUUUAAAUGCCCAUCUCUGAAGAAAUUGGAGGUGGUUGAAUUCCAGCAGCUAGAGGCUACAUUCUCCAAUCUACAAGAAUGGAAACUCGAAAAGAUUGGCCGUCUGAAGGAGAUAUGGCGUGGGCAAUAUGCAGGGGACUAUUUUCCCAAACUAAAAAAAUUGGAACUUAUCCACUUUUCUGAGCAAUCAGUUGUUCCUCCUUUCUUCUUCCAGUCACUUCCUUGCAGUCUUGAGAAACUUGUUGUGAGCUAUGCUUCCUUUCAUGAAACAUUUCAAUGUGAAGGAUCUGGUGGUGAGGGAAGAUCUGCAGGUGCACUCACUUGGUUAAGGGAAUUAAGGUUAUCUAAUCUUAAUGAGCUAAUGCAUCUCUGGAAGGUUAAACCUGAUUUUGAAACCAUUGUCUACAACUUGAGAGCUCUGGAAGUGCUUGAAUGUAGCAAAUUAAUGAAUUUAGUGCCAUCCAUUAUAUCUUUGAGGAAUCUGCAGGAUCUAGAAGUAUCAAGAUGUCAUGGACUCGUAAGUUUAAUGAGGUAUGCAACAGCUAAAAGCUUGGUGCAGCUCACAAGAAUGAGUAUAAGUGAUUGCGAUAUGGUAGGAGAAAUUGUGGCAUGCAUUGAUGAUGAGGUGAAGGAUGGCAUUGUCUUAAGCAAACUCAAGUAUUUGCGACUCAAGGGUCUGCCAAAACUAGCGAACUUUUGUUCAGUGGGAUGCAACUUUGAGUUUCCGUUUUUGAAAGACUUAAUUGUGAUGGGAUGUCCAAAUAUGCAGCUUUUCUCCAAGGGAGAAUUAAGCACCCCAAAACUGCUGAAAGUAAAAUUUAUAGAAGAAAAUAAUGAAGGGCGCUGGGAAGGUAACCUUAACACCACUCUACAACAGAUGUUUAUGGAAAAGGUUGAAUGGUGCAUUCACAAGCUGGAUUUUAAUACUGUCAAGUUGUCACAUUGUCCUGCUCAAAUAAUCACUUCCAUUCCUAAAACUGAUCCCUUUUUUCCCCUAAAAUCCACGUUUGAACUUGUACUAUCUCUACUUAAUUUCUGUGAGGCUUGCUGGUGUGUGUUUUAUGGUGUGAAAUGAAAAAGAUGAACUUCAUUUUUUUCUGCUUUCAUAAGACAGAUUGUCGUUUGCUUAUGGAUUAUCAACUGAGUUAUGCAUUAGUUUGUGUUAAUAAUUUUAAAUGUAUCUAUCAAAUGAAUGAGCUUUAUAGCUGGUAAUCGUUUGUUGAGUGUUACAAAUUUGCAGAUGAUGCUUCAUACUUGGACCUUUAUAUAAGCAGACCUUAAGAAGCUGGUUAUUCUCAUUUCAUUCAUUGUACAAUUUUGUGAUGAUUUUGUUAGUUACAGCAGCUUGUAAUUGCAGCUUUUCAGUCUCUACUCGCUAAAAAAAAUGCAGCCUAGGCUGAAAAUAAACCUACGGACAUUUU
Messenger RNA from Rubroshorea leprosula, 1890 nucleotides. The record is from the annotation of a GenBank genome assembly. Lineage: Eukaryota; Viridiplantae; Streptophyta; Magnoliopsida; Malvales; Dipterocarpaceae.